AUGGAUCCUGUCACAUCGUUAAAAAUCAUAGUCUUUCCAAGCCUUGAAGACAAGAUAUUUGCUUCGGACCGGAAAGGUUUCUACCCAACUUCAUCGAGCGCGUUCAAUACAAAGGGUACGCUUGCCAACAGACAAAUACAAAACGGUGACCGAAUAGACUUAAGGAAACUAGCGGCUGAACGCAAGAAUUCGGGAAAUAAAAGACAGUUUAGCUGCCCUAGUAUCAUCGAUUUUAACACCUUAAAAUCAUACCAAGAAAUUCGUCCCAUGCACAAGCCAAAAAGGAUUUUCAAUGGUUUCUUCCCUUCGAGAGUUAGAUCCACGAUCUCUGUGGGAUUACAGGGUGCUUACAGAGAUGGUCAGGUAAGUCAGUCGCUUAAAUCACGUUAACUUCUUUUCUGUAGAUAAAGUGUUACAUUGCCAUUUGUAUCAAUUCUAGAGUUUCAUACUCCAAAUGCCCCGUAUUCUACAUAAAUUCGCUUUCCCUGACUCGAAAAAAACAAAACUUAAUGGCAAGAAACCGGCUUUCUGCAUGAGAAAUUUUUCUUUCGGCUUUCCUGUUACUUUUUUUUCGAAAUUUAUUUAGUUCGCUCUCUAAAGGGUCCAACUUUCCAGGGGAUGCUUUAAGCUGUAGGUUUUCUAGUUUAUAUUGAUAUAUUUUUAUCGUAACGAGUUGGUUUAAAAGGAAGCCGGUUAGCAUGUCUUUAAAGACUUCAAAGGUUGAUGUUACGAUGUGCGUUUCUUUCCGGCCAUCCCUGGACCAACUCAAUUUUUUGGAAAAUGAAAAAACUCAGGAGAAAAAAACAACAAAACAUACCACGGAACAAAAAUGUUUUCCCUUAUGUACUAAGCUAAGAGCACUAUCCCUUCUUCUGUGAAAACAAACGUUUUUUUUUUGCGUUUCGUUAUCACCAAUUGGUAAACGUUUGUUGAAUUUUAUUUGUUAACACGAUUACCCGUUGAAAACGAGUGAACGACACAUUAUGUCGUUCAUUCUUUAAAUAUUAGUGCUUAAACAUGUUUACAGCUAGAAAUAACCUUGCUGAAUUGCAUGAUUCGUGGUCUUAGCUUUGAGAUUCAUUUUUGCCUGACCGAACGGGUGACUGAUUGUGGACGUAGAGGAUGGGAAACAAAAGAGUUUAUCGCCUUCAUUAGUGAGUUGUACAUGUAACCAUGUAAACCACGCGUAGGACCCUCAAGGGCGCUAAAUUCUCGUUCACACUUUCAGCACUUACAUCACUUGGUAUUGGGAGUUUUUCCACCGCUAAUUGGCGACUUCUUAAGGCUGCCUAAACGGUUACAAGAAGAAAGACUUAACGUUUUAAAAAUCCACUUAAAACAUUCUUACCUCUGACGUUUUUGAUCCUUUACUACUUUCUCCCCAAAUGGUUUAUAUUUGUUUCCCUUUGAAGUUUCCAAAUAAAGUUAUCAUGAUGUACAACACGUGUGUGCAGAACGAAGACUUUCGACGUCUUAGAGACAGCCAUUAUAGACUAAUCCUUGUUGAAUUUCCCCAGGUUUUUAAAAACCGGAUAACGUUUUAAAGUAAAUUUGCCAGUUGUACCUCUCCAAAAUGGCCACCUCUGGGACAAAAGAAAGUGGCCGUUGUAGAGAGGUUUAAGCAAGAGUCAAUGUGUGGACUAUGUGGCCGUUUGUGGAGGUUGGACUGUAUAAAAAAUACACCGUGGACUAGCUUCUACUUCAGUAGGAUAUGAAAAUUCAUGCUCGUCCUUUUUCUCUGGAGAGAAAUCUAUUUGCUUUUCUGUCUUUUUUAGUUAUAGACUGCUUGCAGUUCGCCUUUUCUCUUAAAAUCCGUCUAGUUCUUAUCUCAGCCAGCGCGAUUGCAAACCACGACGUUAUGUUACAAUAACGGAUUGGGACCAGACGACACCCUCGUCAGCCUUGUUUAUCGUAUGUUUAUCGCGGCUCGCGGCCUCGCCGCUCGCGUGCUUGGGUAUCGCGUGCAGUAACUUUGCAAAGAAAAAUAAGAGACUGCUCGCUGUCUAUUUUAGUUAAAGCGAUGUUUUCUCACUUUUCAGGAACUUACUCUCGAAGAGCUCGUUCCAAAUCCAAACACACCACCAUACCACGAUGGAGCAGUGCUUUCUCGGAAUGCAACUUCAAGAAACAGCAGCUUACGAUCAGAGCCCAUCACUUUUCCGAACGAAUCCGAGUCCCGUCUGAAAACAAAACAAGACUCAAGGAGGGUAGUGUACUCACUCAGAAAUGGCUCCCCAUCCCCCUGGGUGGACAGAUACAAACUGAAGCAGAAAUCAAUUUCCGCGUUAACUUAUGUGGAACUCAAAAACAAGACCUCCCCUGCUGAGGAACCGCCUGUUCGGGGAUUUUCCAGAUAG
Messenger RNA from Porites lobata, 2357 nucleotides. The record is from the annotation of a GenBank genome assembly. NCBI's taxonomy places the organism in Eukaryota, Metazoa, Cnidaria, Anthozoa, Scleractinia, Poritidae.